CCCAAUUUUUGCAGCAGUUCCCCCACGGAUGAUUCACCAGCCGGUCUGGCUGCUGUUUACUUCAGGUUCCCCACGUCCCCGCCGAGCAGGGGCAGCGCGCUCGCCGCGGCAGAGGCGACCAUGUCAGGGAUGGCAGCGAAGUUGGCGAAGGAGCGGGAAACAGCCCGGGGCUUGGGCUCCAACGCGAAGGCGUUUAAAUACCUCAGCCAGGACUUCGAGGCGCUGCGGGACGAGUGCCAGGACCCCGCCUUCCCCGCCGUCCCCUCUUCCCUGGGCUACCAGGAGCUGGGGCCCACCUCGUACAAAACUCAGGGCAUCACGUGGAAGAGACCAACGGAGCUGUGUUCUAAUCCCCAGUUUAUUGUUGGAGGUGCCACCCGAACAGAUAUCUGCCAAGGAGCUUUGGGUGACUGCUGGUUGCUGGCAGCCAUUGCGUCUCUCACCCUGAAUGAAGAGAUUCUGGCCAGAGUUGUUCCCAAAGAUCAGAGCUUCCAGGACAGAUAUGCAGGAAUCUUCCACUUCCAGUUCUGGCAGUAUGGGGAGUGGGUGGAUGUUGUGGUUGAUGACAAGCUCCCUACCAAAAAUGGAGAGCUGCUCUUCGUUCACUCAGCAGAAGGGAGCGAGUUUUGGAGUGCCCUGCUGGAGAAGGCCUAUGCCAAGGUAAAUGGCUCAUACGAGGCACUGUCUGGUGGAAGCACCACUGAAGGCUUUGAGGAUUUCACCGGUGGAAUUGCAGAAUGGUAUGAGCUGCAAAAGGCACCAGCUGACCUAUUCAAAAUCAUCCAGAAAGCUCUUCUAAAAGGCUCCCUUCUUGGAUGCUCUAUUGAUAUCACAAGUGCCGCUGAGACGGAGGCAGUCACUUCCCAGAAGCUGGUCAAAGGCCACGCAUACUCCGUUACAGGAGCUGAAGAGGUGAAUUGCCGAGGAAGCAUGCAAAAGCUGAUCCGAAUCCGAAAUCCCUGGGGGGAAGUGGAGUGGACUGGAAAAUGGAAUGAUAACUGUUCAAACUGGAAUAGUGUUGCUCCCGAGGUGAGAGAGCGAUUGACCAGGAGACAUGAAGAUGGAGAAUUUUGGAUGUCAUUCAGUGAUUUCCUGAGACAUUAUUCCCGCCUUGAGAUCUGCAACCUGACUCCGGACACACUGGCAAAUGAAAAAUACAAGAAGUGGAGCCUGACCAAGCUAGACGGGAAUUGGAGACGUGGCUCCACUGCUGGGGGUUGCCGGAAUUACCCAAAUACUUUCUGGAUGAAUCCACAGUAUUUGAUUAAGCUGGAAGAAGAAGAUGGGGAUCUGGAUGAUCCUGAGAAGGGCUGCACCUUCUUGGUUGGCCUGAUGCAGAAGCACCGGAGGAGGCAGAGGAAGAUGGGGGAGGAUAUGCACACCAUUGGCUUUGGAAUCUAUGAGCUCCCCUCACAGUUUUCUGGACAGACAAACGUUCAUCUGAGCAAAAACUUCUUCCUGACGAACAGAGCCAAAGAAAAAUCAAACACUUUCAUCAAUCUCCGAGAGGUACUAAACCGAUUCAAACUCCCUCCAGGAGACUAUGUCAUUGUGCCAUCCACUUUUGAACCCAACAAGGAUGGGGAUUUCUGCCUCCGUGUCUUCUCUGAAAAGAAUGCAGAUUCACAGAUUGUAGAUGAUGAAAUUGAGGCCACUAUUGAAGAGUAUGACAUCAGUGAAGAUGACAUUGAACCCAGUUUCAAAAAGCUUUUUGGGCAGUUGGCUGGCAAGGAUGCAGAGAUCUCUGCUUUUGAAUUAUGCAAUAUCCUGAGAAAAAUCAUGGCUAAACGCCAAGAUAUUAAAUCAGAUGGCUUCAGUAUUGAGACAUGUAAAAUAAUGGUCGAUCUGUUAGAUUCUGAUGGAAGUGGUAAACUGGGACUGAAGGAAUUCCACAUACUUUGGACAAAGAUACAGAAAUACCAAAAAAUCUACAGGGAAAUAGACGUUGAUCGCUCUGGUACCAUGAACUCCUACGAGAUGCGGAGAGCAUUAGAAGAAGCAGGGUUCAAACUGACUUGCCAGCUGCACCAAGUCAUUGUGGCUCGUUUUGCAGAUGAGCAGCUUAUCAUCGACUUCGAUAAUUUUGUCAGGUGCUUGAUUCGGCUGGAAACUUUGUUCAAAAUAUUCAAGAAACUGGAUGUUGAGAAAAGUGGAACAGUGGAGUUGAAUCUGAACACUUGGUUGUGUUUUACUUUCAUCUGAAGUUAUAACUGACCUCAACUGCAGACAUCUCAUGAAAUCAAGAGAAUGGAACGCUUUCAUACAUCUUGCAAGGACACCCCAACUCU
Pelodiscus sinensis (Chinese soft-shelled turtle) is the source of this 2288-nucleotide messenger RNA. The record is from RefSeq and is a predicted model, not a curated record. Lineage: Eukaryota; Metazoa; Chordata; Testudines; Trionychidae.